Molecule: messenger RNA, 915 nt
Organism: Lasiodiplodia theobromae
Lineage: Eukaryota; Fungi; Ascomycota; Dothideomycetes; Botryosphaeriales; Botryosphaeriaceae
Product: Kinesin light chain
Exons: 1
Coding region: 1-915 (304 amino acids)
Biological process (GO): nucleoside metabolic process
Molecular function (GO): catalytic activity
Source: RefSeq, a predicted model, not a curated record
AUGCUCGACGAGCGCCACGACCCCCCUCAAAUCGACACCGCCUACGACGACAACACCUACAUCUGCGGCACCGUCAACGGCCACCGCGUCGUUAUAGCCACCCUGCCCAAGGGCCUGACCGGCAACGUCAACGCCGGUCGGCUGACCGGCUCGCUGUUCAAGAGCUUCCCGAACAUCAAGAUCGCCUUGCUCGUCGGCAUCGGCGGCGGCGUUCCUCGGCCCAGCCGUUCCAACGACCCGCUCGACGACGUCCACCUCGGAGACGUGGUCGUCGGAUGGGCCGGGGACGGGAAGCCGGCCGUCGUGUACCACGACCUGGGCCGCUCGAAGGUGGACGGCGAGUUUGAGAUGGUGGGCUCGAUAGACAAACCGGAGUGGGGGUUGGUUCAGGCGCUCGGCGUGCUGUCGCUAAAUCAAGAAAUGGAGGAAACAACAUUCCCCGACCAACUUGCAAGGUUGCGGGGAAAGGCUAAGUUCACGGCGCCCGAUCCGGAGACCAACCGGCUGUUUGAAGCCAGCUACCACCACGCUGGCGAGGAGAGGUCAGAUUGCGUGUCGUGCGACCCCGCCCAGCUUAUCCGGCGCCCGCCGCGCACCGUCGAUCAGAGGGCGACGCUUGUGUUCCACCAAGGCAGAAUCGCGACCGGCAACUCGGUCAUCCGGGACGGGGAGCUGCGAGACAGGAUAAGCGCGAGGUGCGGCGGGGUGCUCUGCGUCGAGAUGGAGGCGGCCGGCGUCGACGUCAACGGGCGGUGUCUCGUGAUCCGCGGGAUAUCCGACUACGCCGACUCCCACAAGAACGAUCUGUGGAAGCACCGCGCUGCCGGGAACGCGGCGGCUUUCGCGAGGGAGCUUUUGUGCACUAUGCAAGCCGGCGCGGUUAGGGACAUGGAGGGGACGGUUCAAGGCAAGUAG